Molecule: messenger RNA, 783 nt
Organism: Adineta steineri
Lineage: Eukaryota; Metazoa; Rotifera; Eurotatoria; Adinetida; Adinetidae
Source: the annotation of a GenBank genome assembly
AUGAUUGGCUCUUUUCAAACUAGUUUUAUACUGAUGUUAGCAGUGUUGUUUACUGUUAUCAAUACGAAUGAAAUUCAAUGUCCUGUUAAUGAAGAAUAUAAUGAAUGUGGUACUGCAUGUCAAGAAAACUGUACGCAUGUACCAGAAAUCUGCACAUAUCAAUGUGUUCAAGGAUGUUUUUGUAAAAAGGGUUUUGUACGUCAAACUGAUGAUAAAAGCAAAUGUGUCCCACAAUCUCAAUGUUCCUGUCCUAUUAAUGAAUUUUUCAAUCCAUGUGGAUCAGCAUGUCCUGAUACAUGUACAGCUAGAUCUCAAUCAUGUACUAAACAAUGCAUACCAGGUUGUUUUUGUAAAGAUGGAUAUGUACGUUUAAAUAAUCAAUCUGGUAGUUUAUGUAUUCAGGAAUUAGAAUGUAAAAAUCAAACAUGUCGAGAUCCGAAUGCAGAAUAUACUGAAUGUGGUUCAUCAUGUCCACGAACAUGUCAUGAUGAACGUAAUCCAGUUCGAAAAUUUCGAAUAUGUCCAGCAAUCUGUCAAGCAGGAUGCUUCUGUAAGAAAGGUUUCGUUCUUGGAAAUAAUGGUACAUGUGUCAAACCUGAAACUUGUUGUCUUGCAAUCAAUGGUUUAUAUAAAACAUGUGGUUCAACCUGCUCACAAACCUGUAAAAAUAAGAAUAAUUUAUUCUGUCAUCUUCCAUGUGCUUCUGGUUGCUUCUGUGCUACAGAUAGCGUACGCAAAACUAAUGAAAUAAAUAGUCCUUGUAUUCUUAAAACAAAAUGUUAA